Symbiodinium necroappetens is the source of this 477-nucleotide messenger RNA. The record is from the annotation of a GenBank genome assembly. NCBI's taxonomy places the organism in Eukaryota, Dinophyceae, Suessiales, Symbiodiniaceae.
AUGACCAGGUACGACACCAUCCAUGGCAAGUACGAUGGAACUGUGGAGGUUGAUGGCGACUCCCUGGUCAUCGACGGCACGAAGGUGGCCCUGUCUCACACCCGAGAUCCCGCGGAGAUUCCUUUCGGGGAGCAUGGCGCCGAUUACGUUUGCGAGUCCACUGGCGUGUUCCUGACCACCGAGAAGGUGCAGCCGCACCUGAAGGCUGGUGCCAAGAAGGUGAUCUUCUCUGCCCCUGCCAAGGAUGACUCUCACACUGUCGUCAUGGGCGUGAACGAGGACACCUACGACCCUUCCAUGGAGUGCGUCUCCUGCGCCAGCUGCACCACCAACGGCCUUGCGCCUGCUGUCCGAGUGCUGCAUGAGAAGUUCGGCAUCAAGCGUGGUCUGAUGACCACCUGCCACGCCAUGACGGCCUCCCAGCCCACCGUGGACGGCACCUCCAAGAAGGACUUCGGAAGGGCAGUUGGGGUUUAG